AUGAAGAGAGAUUUUAAAAGUGUAAUAAAUGUGGCAAAUUUUUCAGACAUUGUUCAUACUUUGCAGUUCAUCGGCGAACUCAUGCUGGAGAGAAACCUUACAAAUAUCAUGAUUGUGGCAGGGUCUUCAGUCAAGCUUCAUCUUAUGCAAAACAGGAAAAUUCAUACAGGAGACAAACUUCACAAGUAUGAUGAUUGCAGCAAAGCCUUUACUUCACGUUCACACCUAAUUAGACAUCAGAGAAUCCAUACUGGACAGAAAUCUUACAAAUGUCAUCAGUGUGGCAAGGUCUUCAGUCCGAGAUCACCCCUUGAGGAACAUCAGAAAAUUCAUUUUUGAGAUGAUUGUUCCAAAUGCAAUGAGUAUAGCAAACCAUCAUGAAUUAAUUGGCAUUAGAGUCAGUUCAGCAUUGACUUGAGUUUGAAUUGACUUAGCAUUGAGUUCAAGCAUUAAUUGACAUUAAACUGUUUAUGUUAAGAAGAUUGGAUCAGCAGGGUGGCUCACGCCUGUAAUCCCAGCACUCUGGGAGGCCAAGACCAGUAGAUCACUUGAGGUCAGGAGUUUGAGACCAGACUGGCCAACAGACAUGAGUCACUUUUCCCAGCCUGUAUUUUGUUUCUUUAAUAAAAACUGUUAGGAGUUUUUAUGGGUAUGUGUUGAAUCUAAAUCACGUUUGUAUAAUCAUUUAACAAUAUUAAGACUUCCAAUCCAUCAAUAUGGGUUGUAUGUCUUUAGUUUUUUUGAUCAAUGUAGAUUUCAAGGUACAAGCUUCUCACCUCCUUAAUUCAGUUUAUUUGUAAGUAUUGUUUCAUAGCAAAUUGAAGUGUGUUCAUAAGUUUCUUUAAACAUUAUUUAUUGUUAAUGUAAGGAAAUUCAACUAAUUUUGGGUGCUGAUUUUGUAUUCUGCAAAUACACUGAGUGGGUUUAUUAGUAUCAGUAAAAUCUUGGUUGAUUCUUUGUGA
Pongo pygmaeus (Bornean orangutan) is the source of this 962-nucleotide messenger RNA. Its product is annotated as putative zinc finger protein 137. Bases 1 to 339 code for a protein of 112 amino acids. Lineage: Eukaryota; Metazoa; Chordata; Mammalia; Primates; Hominidae. The record is from RefSeq and is a predicted model, not a curated record. Gene Ontology annotation, molecular function: RNA polymerase II cis-regulatory region sequence-specific DNA binding; DNA-binding transcription factor activity, RNA polymerase II-specific. Gene Ontology annotation, biological process: regulation of transcription by RNA polymerase II. The transcript has a single exon.